Phasianus colchicus (ring-necked pheasant) is the source of this 4037-nucleotide messenger RNA. It is a transcript of the gene CPT2, whose product is annotated as carnitine palmitoyltransferase 2. The record is from RefSeq and is a predicted model, not a curated record. Gene Ontology annotation, molecular function: carnitine O-palmitoyltransferase activity. Gene Ontology annotation, cellular component: mitochondrion. Lineage: Eukaryota; Metazoa; Chordata; Aves; Galliformes; Phasianidae. Gene Ontology annotation, biological process: fatty acid beta-oxidation.
AGCGGGGCGGCGCCGCACGGCGGGUGACCGGGCAACAUGGCGGCGCGGCAGCUGGCGGCGGGGCGGGUGGCGUUGUGCUGUUGGCGGCGGGCGUACAGCAGCGCCGAGUUCCUGCACCGCAGCAUCGUGCCCACCAUGCACUACCAGAAGAGCCUGCCCAGACUGCCUGUUCCCAAACUAGAAGAUACAAUUAGGAGAUAUCUGAACGCCCAGAAACCUCUUUUAAAUGAUGACCAGUUCAGGAAAACUGAAGAACUUGCUCAUCAGUUUGAAAAGGGAAUUGGAAGAGAGCUACAUGAGCAACUAGUUGCUCAAGACAACCAGAACAAGCAUACUAGUUACAUCACAGGUCCCUGGUUUGAUAUGUACUUAAAAGCACGUGAACCUGUCGUUCUGAAUUUUAAUGCAUUUAUGUCUUUUAAUCCUGAUCCAAAAUCUGAAUAUAAUGAUCAACUCAUACGAGCUACAAACAUGACUGUUUCUGCUAUACGUUUUAUGAAGACCUUCAGGGCUGGUUAUCUUGAACCAGAAGUUUUUCACCUCAAUCCCGAAAAAAGUGACACUCAGCUCUUUAAGAAAAUUAUCCGAUUCGUGCCUUCUUCACUUUCUUGGUUUGGUGCUUAUAUGGUCAAUGCAUAUCCUCUAGAUAUGUCUCAGUAUUUCAGGCUUUUCAAUUCAACACGGCUGCCUAAACUCAACAGAGAUGAGCUUUAUACAGAUGAAAAGGCAAAACAUUUGCUGGUACUGAGAAAGGGGAAUUUUUAUGUAUUUGAUGUUGUUGAUAAAGAUGGAAAUAUGCUGAAACCUUCAGAAAUACAAGCACACUUGAAAUACAUCCUUAGUGAUAACAGUCCAGCCUCGGCCUUCCCUCUUGGCUACCUCACCAGUGAAAACAGAGAUACGUGGGCAUUGCUGAGAAAGGAUCUACUGGAUAAUGGCAAUGAGGAAGCUCUUCGAAAAAUAGACUCUGCUCUGUUUUGUCUCAGUUUAGAUGAUUUUCCCAUUAAAGACUUUGUGCACUUGUCCCAUACUAUGUUGCAUGGAGAUGCUGCUAACCGCUGGUAUGACAAAUCCUUCAAUCUUAUCAUAGCUAAAGAUGGCACCGCAGGAAUUAAUUUUGAACAUUCCUGGGGCGAUGGUGUGGCUGUGCUCAGAUUCCAGAAUGAAGUCUUUAAAGAUAGUACCGAAGUACCAGCUGUGAGCCCUCAGUCCCAGCCUGCUUCUGUAGACUCUUCCACAGCAGUACAGAAACUUGACUUCAAGCUGAAUGAUGCCUUAAAAGCAGGAAUUACCAAAGCAAAGCAGAAUUUCGAUGCCAGUGUAGAAGGACUGUCUCUUAAUAUGAUUCAGUUCCACGAAGGGGGCAAGGAACUGCUAAAGCAGAAGAAGGUAAGCCCAGAUGCGGUGGCUCAGCUUGCCUUCCAGAUGGCUUUUCUUCGGCAGUACAAUCAGACUGUUGCUACGUAUGAAUCUUGUAGUACUGCAGCUUUCAAACAUGGACGCACAGAAACUGUACGUCCUGCCUCUAUCCAUACAAAGAAAUGUUCGGAGGCUUUUGUCAGGGAACCGUCCAAGCAUAGCACAGAAGAGCUUCAGGAGUUGAUUGUGGAAUGCUCAAAGUACCAUGGCCGUUUGACAAAAGAAGCUGCUAUGGGUCAGGGAUUUGACCGACAUCUGUUUGGGUUGCGCUAUUUGGCCUUAUCCAAAGGUAUUGCUCUGCCUGAUUUCUAUCAAGACCAAGCCUACGCUCGGCUUAAUUACAACAUCAUUUCUACAAGCACAUUGGUUAGUCCAGCCGUGCAAUUAGGAGGAUUUGGCCCAGUGGUGCCUGAUGGCUUUGGACUAGGAUAUCAAGUUCAUGAUGAUUGGAUAGGUUGCAAUGUUUCCUCUUACCCAACUAGGAAUGGUAAAGAAUUCCUUCAGUGUAUAUACAAGUCACUAGAAGAUAUUUUUAAUGUUUUAAAAGGCAAGAAGGUUGGUAGUUAGUUAAUAAAAGAGCUGGAACACUUUACAGUUAUGGUAGAAAAUGCAGACUUUUUCUAAUUGGCAGUACAUACCAACCAGCAUUCAACAUGACAAACUACUAAGCUCAGUUGGCUUCAUUUAUCUUCAUUGAACUUGAACACUGUGUAGAUUCAGUUUGAUUUUUAAAUGUAAAAAAAAUCAAGCACAGACCUUGAGGCAUUUCAGGAAAUAAAAACAUUCACAGUGUUGAAAUGAAGUAGUGGAUCCAUCUAUCCAAACAGAUCAACAUGUUUUUAAAACACAUCUAGAAUAAACAAGCACUGUUAACAAAUUUAUGAACUCAAACAUUGAGUUUGUUGUGAGUUUCAGAUAGACAACAGCACCUUUAAACUGUUUGAUUUUAAAAUAAUACAAGCAAUUGCAUUAAAUCUGACAGUGUGAUUUGCACUUUCAGCAAGCUUGCUUACAGUGGUCUUACUUUUUUCUUUAAACUUUAAAUAAAUUUCAGAACUGGUUGUACCUCAACAGUUUGAAGCCUUUCCAAUAUAACAACUUUUUGAGAAAUGAAAAAUGAAGUGAGAGGCUUUAACUAAACUGCAAUCACCCACUGCAUUGUUAAAUUGACUAGAAAAAACUGUGAUGUAAUAAAGCUAUCUACUAGUAACUAUAAAGUUCCUUUAUUACCAUGUCAAGAUUAUACAGUAUGAGUAGUAGCUUGUAUUUCUUGUAAGGGUUAAAAAGAAUACUUCUUGCAGUGUUGUCUCUCACCAUCCAUACAUGAAGUCUGUCCAAUAAUCUGCUGCUUUUUCGCUGUGUACAUUUAUGCCUUCAAAAAGAAAUACCACUGAACUUGACCAAGUCUUCGCAGAAAUCUCUAAAGGAUAGCAAGAGAACUUAAGCAUAGACAUCACUGUAACUUAAUCACACUGUGAAUGCAAGAUCAAACCAGUACAGACAAGUUCUUCCUGCUGUUCCUGACUCAGACUCUGGCAGCUAAAGUGGGUGGGAGCAAAAGGGACCUUUUUAGCCAAGGAGCUCAAAGUUGUUUGGAGUCAAAUGCAGAUGCCUUUUGCUGAAAUUCCACCUUUUGCAGAAAAUUCAUUGUGGCACAGAUAACUUGAACUCCUCAGUCUUUAAACCUUCAUAACUACCAUAUUGUUUUUAUGCUGGUCUGAUGAACCAUCCUUGCAGUGUGCUUCUUUCAGCGUAGUCUGCUGUGUUGUGGACAGCCAGAUAUACUGGUAGAACUUGAAGUCUGAGCAUGUUGGUAGGAUGUGAUGUGAAUUUCAGAGCUCAGAAACCUAUUCACCUUUACCCUUCUUUUGUGUAUCUCAGCUUUCAAAUUUGCUUGGUAUCUUUAUUUAGUGCAGGAAGUGUAAGCAACACCACAGCAUGUACUGCAAGCAUGGGGAAAGGGAGACACACUUAAAAUACAUAACCCCAAAGGUUUAUGAACUUUUCCUUGUCAGGGCUUUUUCCUCUGCAGCCUGUGAUGUACUGUUGUAGCUUUCAGUUGAAAAGUAUUUGAAGCUUGGUUUGACACUUACCAGGAUUAUCCUUUCAGUUUGAACAAAGAAGGGACAGUUUUGGCAGAUGAAGAAACUAAUAUUCUCAGAGCAAAAGUCUUUGAAUGAAGUUAACAAGAGAAAGUAUUUAUUUUUUAAACAUGACAACAAAUGUGCAAGGCUGUGAGAGUGCUUGCCAAGAAGUAGAAAGUGUCUGCAACUAGAAAUUACUUUACCUGAUAACGUAUUCAGAAGGGUAACUUUAUUUUCAGAAAGAGUAACAGGCAUAAGUGCCAAUAGCAGUUAAGCUUAUUAAGUAUUUUCAGAAAAGUCACUUCUGUGUCUUUUAUAGCUUUCUGACAGUUCAGUAUGUACAUCUUUGCUUCAGCAGUUAGCACGCUCUCUUUACCAAUGCUCUUAGCCAUCUCCUAGGUGUAGUGGGUGAAAAGACCUUAUUUGCUAGAGAAUGGAAUGUGGGUAUUUCUUGGAGAUUAAUUAAACCUAAUUAAAACUUCAAGGCAAUGAGUCAUCUAAAUACUUGUUAAGCAGCAGUCUAUCUCAACCAUA